UAUCGAUCAUCUCUCUCCCCAUAACGUCUUGUGUGAAAAAGUUUAAGUCCUUUUUUUUAGGGCUUCCCAAUUAUUGUCUUCAAUUUUGUUCAUAUACCUAAUUCCCUACCUUCACAGUCUGAUCAUUUCGAGCUUUCGAGCAGAAAACAAUUAGUACAUCUAUAUCUCUCUCUUUCUUUAUACGAAUUCAUUGAAUACUGAAACUCACAAAGCAUCACUUGUAGAGACCUUAAUAAUGGAAGAUCACCAGAAGGAGCUACAUUUUCUUUCUACUCACACAAACGCAGCAAAUUCAUCGUCCUGGCCAUCCGAUUCUUCUGGAAACAUGAUCCUAUCAUCGGAAUCAAUUGAACCUCCUUCGUUGGACCUACAACUUUCAAUCAGCGUACGACCAAUAAAACCACCAUCAGAUCAUCAUCAAGGUGUCCUAAUUCGACCAGCAAUAAAUCAUGAUCACAAUCACAAUCACUACACCGAUGUCCGGUUCGACUCAGGGUAUGUGGAAGCUCUUAAAUGGCAAGCCGCUGAGCAAAUCCGGCUUGCAGCCAUUGAAAAAGCGUACGCGGAACGUGUGAGGGAGCUUACUAGAAGAGAAAUAGAGCUGGCUCAGUCGGAAUUCGCACGUGCAAGGAGUAUGUGGGAAAGAGCUAAAGAAGAAGUUGAAAGAGCAGAAAAGUUGAAAGAAAGAGCAACUCGUAGGAUUGAUCCUACGUGCAUGGAAGUUACUUGCCAUUCUUGCAGUCAAAAAUUUCGACCUCAUUGAAUUUCAAUAUUAUUAUUAUUAUUAUUGAGGGGGAAAUAAAAAAAAUAAGAUGUUAAUUAAUUAAUGUAUUAUGUAUUCUUUUCUUUUGGUGGUAAAAAAACUUGAAAGUGGAUUAAUAAUUUGAUGUA
This is a messenger RNA of Solanum dulcamara, 891 nucleotides long. RefSeq names its product zinc finger protein SHOOT GRAVITROPISM 5. The transcript has 2 exons. Gene Ontology annotation, biological process: gravitropism. Lineage: Eukaryota; Viridiplantae; Streptophyta; Magnoliopsida; Solanales; Solanaceae. The record is from RefSeq and is a predicted model, not a curated record. Gene Ontology annotation, cellular component: nucleus. Bases 236 to 763 code for a protein of 175 amino acids.